This is a messenger RNA of Trichoderma virens Gv29-8, 4434 nucleotides long. RefSeq lists its product as uncharacterized. Lineage: Eukaryota; Fungi; Ascomycota; Sordariomycetes; Hypocreales; Hypocreaceae. The record is from RefSeq and is a predicted model, not a curated record. The transcript is spliced from 7 exons. Bases 1 to 4434 code for a protein of 1477 amino acids.
AUGUCAACCGACCAGCGCCAUGGGGCGGCCGCCCAUUCCUCUCAGGAGAGCGUGUUGAUGUUGCGCCGCCUCGUGGAAGCGCUCCCCGAUGACUACCAGGAAAGAUUCAGAGAGUGCACUACCGGCGAUAAGGUGCUGGAGAGUCUCAAAGACUAUGGAACGGCGUGGAACACUCGCAAUCGUCGACUCGGUACCUUCAUUCGGGUGAUGAAGCCGUUCUUCACCGCCAUGGAUGUGUUUGUCUCAUGCGACCCGAUGCAUGCUGCGACAUUAUGGGGCACUCUUCGGGUGGUCAUUGCCCUUGGAAUCACAUUCAAUGAGUUCUUGGACAAGGUAACUUCUGGCCUUGAAAAGCUGGCAGCCGAAAUUGAGUACACAACUAAACUCAAUUCCCUCUUUCAAGAGCUGGAACGGAGAAGAUACCGAGAGAUGGAAGAUAUAAUUAAUGAAGAACUUAAUAAGAGAAUGCAAGAGGGAUGGCGUGAAAACGAGCUGAAGGAGAAAAAGGGUGAGAUGAGGGAGGAGCUGAGUGUGGCAGCGCGGACAGCGAUUCAAGAGGAUUUGGAACAACUCGCAAAGUCCUCGCCACGCACUCAGGUAUUACUGCAAGAUAUAUUCGAAGAGAUUCUUGAAUUCUUGAUGGGUGUAUUCAGAAUAUUUUACCAUCCAGAUGGAAGAUCGAAAAACGCACUGCGCGUCGUUGCCAAGGCGGUUUGGCAACCGUUCCGAUUCGAUGAGGCCAUAUCACGAAUGAAAGACCUUAAGGAGCGAAUGAAUAUGGAGAUUGUACUGCUAAAUCUGAAGUUGUCAAAAGAUGCAAAAGAUAUUGCAGAAGCCAACAAGCUGGAAGCAGCGGCUGAGAGUACUAGGGCAAAGAAGAGAGGCGACAAAUUCGACAAGUCUCUGAGCAAACUGGAACAAAUGGCCGAAAAGGAAGCAAGAUGUACUAAACCCCCAUUCGGAAGAGAUAUUCACCGCCGCCUUCUUGCUAACUUAAUGGCAGAUACAUUUCUCCAUCGAGCCCGCGAGUGGCUGGACCCACCCCCCUUUGCAGACAGAUACGAAGAUGUAGCAUCUCAGUGCAUGCCAGGAACCACAAGCUGGCUCCAUGAACACACGAUUUUCCGCGCUUGGCUGCAAGAUGACAAAAAGGCUUCCGGAGGAAGCUUAUGGGUGCGUGGAAAGUCGGUUCUAGCAGCAUCCACCAUCCAGGAGCUGAAAGGGCUCAGGUCGUCAAAUCCAGUUUGCUAUUUCUUUUUUAACUCAACCCAGGAGAUUAUCCCCAAUACCUCCUCGACGGCCUAUCGAGCAUUGCUCUCUCAGAUUCUACAAUACAAGAUAAACGAUGAUCAAUUAAGAGAAACACUCGAGUUUGCCAUCAUUUAUCUCGUGCUGGACGGACUCGACGAGUGUGAAAAUUCGAGAGAGCUUGUUGAGAAGCUGAGGCUACUUGCAGCUCAACAGACCACCCGGCUGGCUUUAUUUUGUAGGCCGACUUUAACAUGGCUUUCCAAGAGAAUUUCGAGUCUACAAAUAAUCAGCAUCGGUUUAUCGAAUAAGGACGAUAUUCAGCGCUAUCUUCGACAGUCGUUGAAAGACAUGAAGAACGAAGGUCUUCUGGCCAAGUCGCUGGACUACAAAGAGGUUGCCAAAAUGUUGGCACGACGGGCUGACGGUAUGUUUCUAUGGGCUAGAUUGAUGGUCACUUAUCUGAAUUCGCCGGCACUCUAUCCUGCGCAACGCACGCAAGCAAUUAGCGAGAUGGACAAUCCGGAAGGUUUGGAAGUGAUGUAUGAGCGAAUCCUGCGUCUCAUUGAGGGAAGUAACAAGGCCAUGCACAGGCUUGCUGGCCAAAGCUUUCUCUGGCUCUCAUAUGGGAAGCGUCCUCUGAUACCCGCGGAGCUUGAGAGCGGCCUCGUCCCAUUCGACGCAAAGCCUAAUGAGGAGGAGGAUUGGAAGUUACCGGAAUUUGACGAUGUCAUUGUGAGGGCUUGCGGAGGACUCGUUGAGCUUAGUCCAAAGUCUAUUGAGUUCUUGGGGAACACUUUUCGUCCACUUCGAUUUAUCCACGCAUCGGUAAAGGAAUACUUUGCCAAUUCUACAUCAACAUCGAGCAAGGGGUUAAUUCCGCCACCUCCAGUUAUCGCUCACGCACGGUUGGCGACGAUGUGUCUUAAAUACCUGACGUAUCGCGUCCCAUCUCAGCCUCUCUCCGGAAAACUUGGGCAUAAUUCCGUUCCCAAUGAUCUUUGGUCAGCCUUUCCGUUCAGCAACUAUGCUAUGGUCAGGUGGACAUCCCACCUGGAGCUCACUAUACAGGGUAGCGACAACGGAGAAGCAAAGCCCGAAUUGCAGCUUCUAUUCUCAGCUUUAGAGCAGUUCUUCGCGCAGCCAAAAGUGCUAAUGGCCUAUAUCGAAGGCUGUUAUACCUAUGGUGAAGCCCCAAAUGCCAAGUCUCUUCGUCUUUGGGGACAAAAGGGCACAUUAUUCACCUCAUCAAAUCCAGAAGUCGAUAUUCGCACGAUAACUGUUGAAUUCAGCUAUUUCCUUGAGAAGCUGGAGAGCAAUUGGGGAAGAACUCUACGGGAUAACCCUGCCAGUAUUUGGGAAGAAGUUACCGCCUUUACACCAAGUCCCCUUCUUCCAAAACAUGGCGGUAUUUCCGUUCGUUCGUUAGUGCCGACUCCAUCUAAAAAGGCUGGGCUGUCUAAAGAGCCAAUCAACCGUCUCACGCAAGUGACUUCUGACGGGCUACACCAUGCCAUUUUAAGUGUUUAUACCUCAGAGAAAUUCGAGCUUCACGAUAAGAAGACCCAGGCUGAUAAGCUAUGCGAAGACAAAUCUUUCUCUCAUGGAUGGGUUGUUCGCUAUGAUAUCAGACGGCUAAGUGAUCAGCACAUUGUUGCUUCGUUGGAAAUACCCCUUGCGGAAUUCGAUGUGUGGACGCGGCUGUGUGAGACGUUGCUUUGUGGCUCUGUCCAAAUUCCCAUGUCAGUCAGCCGAGAUUCCCGAUUUUUUACGGUCAUGAAAAAUCUCUACCAUGUCAAACUUGAAGGGAAUAAAUUGCGAUAUACUUCGCACAACCUGCCGAUCGAACUUAACACCUUACGCAAGACAGACAGUAACACAGAGCGUGAGUCCCACAGCCGGGGGAAACCCCAAGAAGAAUUGACCUACAGAGAUUUCUCGCGAUAUAAUACGGAUCAUCUGAGGCGUGUGUCACUCUAUUGGAUAUAUCUUGACGACUAUGAGGAGAAUUUAUGCUAUACAUCCCAAGAGCGAGCCUCUCCGGCUCAUCUCAGAGUGUUCAAGAUCAAGGUGUCAUCCCUGAACGAACUUCACUUGGACACGACGGAAGUCGCGGAGCGCCUUUUUUGGACCAGAGGCAUUAGUACACAUUACGAGGAUCGCGACAACAAAGAAUUUGAGAUGUGCUUCCAUCCGUUCUUGCCUAUCAUAGUCUAUGCCUCUGCCAAAGGAACGUAUGUCUGGAACUUUAACACGAGUAAGGCUAAUUUCCAUCGUAUAUCAAUAAAAGUUGGCCAUGGGGCGAAUGAAGUGGCUUUCCUCUCGUGUUCAGAAACAGGCGAAUCCUGUAUUCUGACACCGAGUGGCCAACGUCCUGAGAUCAUCCCAAUCCAGUCUGCCCUAUCGGCUACAGGAAUAUCUGAUGAGGGUCUUCAUCCUAAACCCAAGGAGAAGAAAGAUAAUGAGCAAUUGCUUCUCUUGGAUGGUUCUGCAGUAGCACCACCGGAGGAAAACAGAAUCACAACGAAAGAUUGGGCGCUGGCGAAUGUGAUGUCCGGACAAGGAAAACCAUUGACCAGCAGCAACAUGAUUGUAGGAUCUAAUGGCAUUACAAAGCAUGUCUCUGUAGUGAACUCCGGCCUUACAACUAGUCUUCAUCUAUGGAACGGAGAUGGCCGAGAUGAAUCUAUGGUUCUCACACGGCUUCCGAAUUCCGAAGGCGCCGACUCAGCGAAAGUUAGUGUUAUCAGAUCAGUCAAAGAGGACGAACCGAUCCAGAUUAUCGUGGAUAAGUCGGCAGAUACUUGGAGCAAGAUUACUAAGACUGAACCCGCAGCAUUUCCGGUGAUGGUUGAAAGAGACAUUCGAAGCUUUUCUACCCAGACAACCGUUAAUGAAAGUGGUCGAAAUGAACAUGCAGCACUUCCUGGGCUAGUCGAAGGACGUUCCUCCGCUCAAACCACCGACAAUGGCAAUGUAUUAGCUGCGGAUACGUAUAAUGAGAUGCCUCAUGCUAGGCUUGCCGUAUCUUCUAUGCAAGACGUAGGAGACGUUCACGGUUCUCCUGGGCGAACUACUACCAACGCGGAUGAUACAUCCUCAAUUCAAGCGACGAAUGAACAUUCUACGAAAAAUGUGCGAAGGGACCCGUUGAAGAAGAUUUGGGGAAAGAGAAAAUGUUUAUAA